Panicum virgatum (switchgrass) is the source of this 969-nucleotide messenger RNA. RefSeq lists its product as uncharacterized. The record is from RefSeq and is a predicted model, not a curated record. Gene Ontology annotation, molecular function: DNA binding. NCBI's taxonomy places the organism in Eukaryota, Viridiplantae, Streptophyta, Magnoliopsida, Poales, Poaceae. The transcript is spliced from 3 exons. Bases 1 to 969 code for a protein of 322 amino acids. Gene Ontology annotation, biological process: regulation of DNA-templated transcription.
AUGCAGCAGGCCGCGUCGUCGUCCGCGCCGCCCGCCGGCUUCCGCGAGGAGGUGACCGACGACGGCUGGGUCCUCCUCGGCACCGGCAGCAGCAGCGACACGGCGGCCGUGGCCAGGCCGCCGAGGCCACCGCGGCGCGGCGGGAACAGGCCUCCAGCAGGCGCCCAGCCGCCCUUCGACUUCGACCCCGCCCCGGACAACCUCGUCGGACGGUACCUGCCCGCGCGCCGCGCCCUGCGGUGCGGUGACCUGCCGCCGCAGAUCCACGACGCCGACGUCUACGGCGCGCACCCGGCGUUCCUCGCCAGGCACCCGCCCGCCAGCGGCGCCCGGCCCGAGUGGCUCUUCUUCGUCUGCCGCGGGCGGGGGCUCGGCGGCAAGCGGAGGGCCGGGCCCGGGGCGUACCGCCUCACCGGCGAGGCCGAUCCCGGCGGCGCCGCGUGGUACUGCCACUGCUUCCGCUACUACGAGGACGCCGUGGAGGCCAGCGCCGGGAGGGAGACGGAGUGGCGCAUGGAGGAGUACGGCGACCGCUGCCCCGGCGGCGGCGGCGGCGGGGCGUUCGACGUGGUCGUGUGCAAGGUGUUCCCGGCGCGCGGCGGGGCGCUCGACGGGAGGCUCCGCCUCGACGCCGCGGCGCGGCGCGCGGGCGCCGACGACGUGAGGCCGCAGGUGCUCGUGCAGCUCUACCUCGCCAGCCUCAGCGCCGGGGACCCGCUGCGGUGCCGCAUGCACCGCGCCGCCGACGUGUGCGCGGCGCACCCGGCGGUGCUCACGGCCGUGCUGCCGCCGGCCAACGACCAGUUCGAGUGGUUCUUCGUGGUGCGGCGCCCGCGAACCGAGCUUCCCGUAUGGCGAACACGGCGGCGACGAGGAGCUGGUCGUGUACAAGGGUUAAAAACACUAAAAUGCAGUCCAGGAUCAGCAUCAAUCCAAAGGCUGAUGCACAUACUUCCAGCAGAAAGAUGA